Molecule: messenger RNA, 5544 nt
Organism: Oncorhynchus masou masou (cherry salmon)
Lineage: Eukaryota; Metazoa; Chordata; Actinopteri; Salmoniformes; Salmonidae
Product: protein Wiz-like
Exons: 8
Coding region: 1-2550 (849 amino acids)
Biological process (GO): regulation of transcription by RNA polymerase II
Cellular component (GO): nucleus
Molecular function (GO): RNA polymerase II cis-regulatory region sequence-specific DNA binding; DNA-binding transcription factor activity, RNA polymerase II-specific
Source: RefSeq, a predicted model, not a curated record
AUGCCCCACUCAACCUCAGUAACAUUGGAGGUAGACCCCAACAAGGACAUAGUGUGCCAGCUGUGUGGCGCCUGGUUCGAGACGCGGAAGGGCCUGUCCAGCCAUGCCCGAGCCCACCUGCGUCACUUUGGGGUGGAGUACUCGGAGUCCAAAGGUUCCCCCAUAGACCUCCUCAACCAGCUCAUUCACACUGAUGACUUCAAGCACAGAGCCAGCGCCCUGCAGCCUGAGGGGCCCCAGGGGCUCAGGGGCCUCACAGCCAGCCUCUCCUCCCCCAAACGCUCCCUCCUCACCACCUCCUCCACACCUCUCCUCUACAAGGUUACUACGAUGGGGGGCGGAUCUGGGUCCAAAGCUACCUCUUCCUCAGCUUCCUCAAUGUUUGGUUCGCCCUCCAAACGUCCCAAGUCCUCCAAAUUACAGGUCUUCCGUUUGAGUGGCGGGGAACUCACGCCCAUCCCCCACAGUGAACCAGUGAAGGAGAUCGGCUGUGAGUUCUGUGGGGAGUACUUUGAAAACCGUAAAGGUCUCUCCAGUCACGCGCGUUCCCACCUGCGCCAGAUGGGCAUCACAGAGUGGACAGUCAACGGUUCCCCCAUAGACACCCUGCGAGAACUGAUCACACGUCGAGGUCUACCAUGCGCCCUGCCCCUUAAGCCCCUAAAAUCUCCGCCCCCAUCCCCUGGACCCCCUCGCUCCCCCUUGUCCUCCCCUGCCUCGCCCAGCCUCCUGAGUCGCCUCCCUUUUGCCUUCGCCCACCCACCCAGCCACCAGUCCACAGUGCGUAAGAUGGGCUCAGCUCCACUGGCAUCCCCUAGCCUGAUAGUCAAGCUGAAGCCUGAGCCUAUGCAGCUGGAAGUCACCAUGCCAGGAGCGGUGGGGGGAGCAGCGGAAUACUCCUCUGAGCCACUGAAUUGCAGCUGGAGCAGCUCCGACAAUAUGCUCCCUCUUAACUUGGUCACAGCCCAUGAAGUAGAGCCCACUCGGGACAUCCGCUGUGAGUUCUGUGGGGAGUACUUUGAGAACCGUAAAGGUCUCUCCAGCCACGCCCGUUCCCACCUGCGCCAGAUGGGCAUCACAGAGUGGACAGUCAACGGCUCCCCCAUAGACACCCUGAGAGAACUCAUGCACAAGAAUGGGGGCACCUCGUCCCCAGCCCCGGGGCUGAAGAAGGAGACCAGCCAGGGGUCCAGCCCCACCUGGGAAGGCCUGGUGGGGGGCCUGGGUUACCAGUCACCCAAGUUCUCCCGCAAAUCCCCCCUCAACCUGCUGCACUCUGGCUCCCGGCUUCAUAAGCAUGGCCUGGGGGCGGUGGGCCUCUCCUCCACCCCUCCCGCCGGGAAGUUUUUUGCGGUGUCCCUGCUGGGUAAGAGACCCCUGACGGAGGAGGGCCGUCCAGUUGAGAGGUCACCAUCCCACCCCCAGUCCUUUUCGCCCCUGCCACAUGACCUCUCCAUCAAAGGGAAGUCCUCUCCAGACAAGAAUGCGGGAGGGCACCUGGAUGCCAGCUGUGAGCUAUGUGGGUUCUACUUUGAGAACCGCAAGGCGCUAGCUAGCCACGCGCGGGCCCACCUGCGUCAGUUUGGCGUGACAGAGUGGUGUGUGAACGGUUCGCCCAUCGAGACGCUGAGUGCCUGGAUGCGCAGCCGGCCCCACAGGGUGGUGGAGAUGCACCGCAGCUACAUGCAGGGCUCCAACCGCUCCACCUCCAAGAAGAAAAGCAGCCUGUCUCUCUCCCCAUCAUCCGACUCUGACCUCCUCCCCCCCAUGCCCUCCCAGAAGCAUUCCUCCUCCUCCCAGUGGGCGGCUCUGGGGCUGGCCCAGGCCAGACGGGUAGGCCGGGAGCUCACCCUGGCAUCACCCCGGGCAGCAGAGGGUGAUGCAGGUCUCACUCCCCCCUCCAGACCCAGCCACAGCAGUCACAGUCCCAGUCCCACCCGACUCUCCAACACCCUCCCUCCCCACACACAGGUGGCCCGCAGCGAGCUCAACGUGCGCCUGCCCAGAGGCUUUGAGCGGCGACCUCUUAAACACCCCUCCCACUCAGAGGGAGGAGAGAGGGACAGUGGAACCCCCAAGCCCCCUCGCACCGGCACCAUUCCUGCCCUGGUGCCCAAACCCCCUUCCACCCCCCUGGUCAAAGUGGUGGGAAAGAUCUACUCCCUCAGGUGCCGGUUCUGUGAGGUGGAGUUCCAGGGUCCUCUCUCUGUGCAGGAGGACUGGAUCCGCCACCUCCAGCAGCACAUUCUCAACCUCAACUACAACAAGCCUGCUCCCUCUGCCACGGACCCCCCAGUCCAAGACCACAACCCAACCCCAACCUCAACCUCAGUCCCAGCCACUACCUCCAGCUUCACCACAUCUCCUGCCCCCACCUCAACCCUACCCUCCAUCCACACCCACACCACAGCUCCUACUGUUCCCCCUCCUUGCAGCCCCUCUCCUCCACCAAUGGCUGAGUCUGAUCCAAUUGUCACUGCCACUCCAAUGGCAACAGCCUCAGCAGAGUCCACCCUCACCCCGAUCCUGAUCCCCACCCUGUCCUUAUAACCCCCAGGUCCAUAACAAUCCACACAUUCUUCUAAUCAUUUUGUUCUGCCACGUCUUUGCCAUGCCUUUUUUCCAUCCACUUGUUCCUUUGGCCUCAACACUGGGGACCUGUUGUUGAAGUGUUUUGAAGAGAAGCUUUCCCCCAACGAGCUCUCUCAACCCCCAGCCUCUCCUAGGAAGCUCUGCAGAUGGUUACAAAGCCCCAUUGCCAUGGGAACCCAAACUCUCCUGACCAGAGUGGGUGAUUGCAACUGUCUAGGGCUUUGGGGUCUGCUGUUUCUUCUUUGUUUGAGCUGAAUGUUCAGUUUGUAACGUGGACAGUUACACUUCCUGCCGCUCAGUGGUUAACCGAGAGGUUAACUUAAACCAUAUUGAACUUUGACUUAUCUCCUUGCUCUAAACAGUGCUUUAUAAAGACCUGAGAGGCUCCGCCCAUUUAUAUUUGAAGCACUUAAUUAAGAGGAGCACACUCAUGGCUCCUGCUAUACUCACCGCAACAACAUUUUAAAAGGAGUUUUAAUAAUGUUAUUGUAUACAUGCUUAGUCUAUGGUACAGACUUAAAAAGCCCAUUUACACAUUCUUUUGAUAAGGCAAUUUUAAAGUAGACAAUGCCACAGAGCACUUACAUAAGUGCCCCAUUGAUUAGGGCAGUGAUGAUGAGGAAAAGGCCCCUUUGAGAGAAAAGGAAGGACCCUGCAGAGGAUGCAGCACCUUGAAGGGACGUCCCAUUCACCUUAGAGUUAGGCUGACAGGUGCAGUCACACAGUAACUCUUAAUGUUUUCUGAAUGUAGUUAAAGGGAUAGUUCACCCAAAUUACAUAUUGGUUUCCUUACCCUGCAAGCAGUCUAUGGACAAGGUAUCACAGCAAUCUAUGCUGUGGUUUUGUUUCAUUGGCACCGUUUCCAAAUGCUGUGGCACAAAUCCCAUUUAAGUCAUGGGUAUAAGAUAUUAGCAUUUUUCAAACAUCAUGCCCAAAUCAUUUGAAAGUGUCUACAAUUGAUUGUAAAGCACAACAAAGUCACUUAUAGAUGAUUGCUGAUAUCAGUCCCAUGGGAUUUGUGCCACAAAUGCUAAAACAUUAGCAUUUGAAAACAGUGCCAGGGAAACUAAACCAAAGCAUGGAUUGCUGUCAUACCUUAUCUAUAGACUGUUUACAGGGUAAGGAAACCAAUGUGUCAUUUGGGUGAACUAUCCUUUUUAAUGCACUUAUUAUUUGAGAUGACUGUGUCAUAUUAAAUUAGACCGGUCAUUAUGUUAUUCCAUAGUUUGAUGUCCCUAACACUGUUUAGCUAACGGCAUUUAAGCUCUUGAUGAAACUCCUCUGUUCUUUAGAUGAAAGGGUCCAUAGAAGUAUUGACGGUCACUUUUUCAAGUUUCAAUGCGGACACACAUACAAAUGUUGCCAUUUCUUUCUUGCCUUGUCAAUGAAACCCAAAACCUUGGUUGUUAUUUAUUACACAUUUGAAUGUGGUGAACUAGGUUGUUUUUAGGCUCAAUUAGAACAUUGGAAUGUUUGAAAUUAGGCCAGUGACACUUUUAUCUAAGUGCAUAAGCUAUGUGUGUUUGUUAGUUUGUGUAUGUGUGGUUUUUUUGCACAAGAGGUGCAUGUGUAUGUCUUUCUAUGACUUAAAUGCUAGACAGAGGUCAACAGUAGCUAACACACAGGACCUCUCCGUAGCUAAAAUCUAGCUAAUCAUGGGAUCUGGUCUAUUUUUCAGUCUGAUCAGGACUUGACUGCAUCUGCCAUUCUCCUAAGGAUGUGCCAAAGAGUGUGUUUACUCCCUGGUCUCGCCUCUGUAAGCUGUUUACAUGGGACCUGUUCGUAGGGAGGAGCUCUGCACAGCUACGGAGCAACCAAGGCUCCUCAUUGGACGAGGGACAUGUAUCGGUGUACAUCUGGAUCCAGUGACUCCCAGUAUGUGAACCACAGAGUUGACUGACUGUUGCAGUGACAUACAUAAGCGGCCUUGGCUUCAUGGAACUGUUACACUACUGCAUUAUUGCACCCAGUACACGGACGCCCACAGAGGUUGCUAUCUGUCAGAGCUCUGUGAAGUAUUGGUGCCCUUAAAUCUAGACGCAUUACAUAUGGCCUCUGGUGGAACAGCUUCUAAACUGGGGCGACGCUGUCACUCCAGCGUGUCUUCACAUUGCUUCAGGUAAGUGUUUAUAUCGCCUGCAAAGUGACGCAAUAACUGAAGAGUCCAUACGGAAAUUAACUUUUCAAGUUUGUUCCAGCAUUAAACUAUGUCGAAAAUAUGACUGUUUGACCCUAACAAUCCCCCAUACCUUUUAUGGAAUAUAGAUACGUAUAUAUAACUACAUGUACUUAUGAAACUGUCGAUGCUAUUAGAGCUAUUAACAGUUCUAUUAACAGCUAGUUACAAAACAAAAGGAUCUUGAUUCCUUUUAUCGUGAUUUAGUUUCAACCUUCUAUGACAUGUCUUUUUAUUGCUCUGUGCAUUUGUGUAUUUGCAGUCCAGGAGGUGAAACCUUGAUGAGUAUUUUUUAUUUUCUUUGUUAGCUAGUUUCUCCAAGCUGAACAUUGGUGCUCAUGAGAAUGGGAUGGUGAGGAUGGGGAGUGACUGAAGACAGGAGAAAAUGAGUGAUUGUUGUGUCCUAAGAUCAGAGGACUCUAAAUACUUCAGUCUUUAAAGGGGACCACUUUUGCACGUUCAGAUUUUUCUCCACCAGUGAGUGUUCACAUCGUGAUAGGGUUAGCCUCUGGCAGGUUUGUGACUGUGUUACCGUGUAAGAUGAGUUUCCGCUGGUGUUACAACUAAGUCCCCUUUAAGAUUGCCUGUGUGUACCCCUCAGCUGGUAUGACUGGCUGCAGAGGGUUGGUGUGUGUGUGAAUGAGUGUGUGAGUGCCUGUGGAGAGCUAAGGCCAUGAUCUGAUGAUGAUAAUACAAAUAUUAAAGAAUUGUACUGUACACAAAGGGUUGAGGUUCAUGUGAAUCAGCUCCUGAACAAACAUUAAAUGUGAUUUCAA